This is a messenger RNA of Nycticebus coucang (slow loris), 573 nucleotides long. RefSeq names its product ras-related protein Rab-2B-like. The coding region runs from base 1 to 573 and encodes 190 amino acids. The record is from RefSeq and is a predicted model, not a curated record. The transcript has 2 exons. Gene Ontology annotation, molecular function: GTPase activity; GTP binding. Lineage: Eukaryota; Metazoa; Chordata; Mammalia; Primates; Lorisidae. Gene Ontology annotation, cellular component: Golgi apparatus.
AUGACUUAUGCUUAUCUCUUCAAGUACAUCAUCAUCAGAGACUCAGGUGUAGAGUUUGGAGCACGUAUGGUCAACCUUGAUGGGAAACAAAUCAAACAAAUGAAACUGCAAAUCUGGGAUAUGGCUGGGCAAGAAUUCUUCUGUUCUACCACCCAUCCCUACUACAGGGGAGCAGCUGGAGCAUUGCUGGUGUAUGAUAUUACAAGGCGUGAAACUUUCAACCACCUGACUUCACGGUUAGAGGAUGCCCAGCAGCACUCUAGUUCCAUGCUGAUUGGGAAUAAGAGUGACCUAGAGUCUCGCAGGGAUGUGAAGAGAGAAGGAGAGGCCUUUGCUCCGGAGCAUGGACUUAUAUUUAUGGAAACUUCAGCCAAAACAGCCUGCAAUGUUGAACAGGCCCUUAUUAACACAGCCAAAGAAAUAUAUAGGAAGAUCCAGCAGGGUUUAUUUGAUGUCCACAAUGAGGCAAAUGGCAUCAAGAUUGGGCCCCAGCAGUCAAUUUUAACAUCACUGGGACCCAGUGUCUCUCAGCAGAACUGUCGUGAUAUGGGGUCCAACUCUGGCUGCUGCUGA